Molecule: messenger RNA, 3863 nt
Organism: Pyrus x bretschneideri (Chinese white pear)
Lineage: Eukaryota; Viridiplantae; Streptophyta; Magnoliopsida; Rosales; Rosaceae
Product: probable ATP-dependent DNA helicase CHR12
Exons: 12
Coding region: 190-3444 (1084 amino acids)
Biological process (GO): positive regulation of transcription by RNA polymerase II
Cellular component (GO): nucleus
Molecular function (GO): ATP-dependent chromatin remodeler activity; DNA binding; ATP binding
Source: RefSeq, a predicted model, not a curated record
AACGCCGAAACGAAAGCAAUCACCCAAGUGAUCCGAUAAACAGAGAGAGAGAGAGAGAGAGCGUGUGAUAUUUGUAAAGCAACAUCACAGAUUAAACCCAAAAAUAAUUCAAUUCAAAAAGUGACCGUUUGAAAUCAGAUCGUUUUGGGAGGGGUUCUGUGCGGUUUUUCUCUCCCGCCAAGGUCUCCAAUGGCCGAGCUGGACAGCAGCAGCGCCAGCCUCGACCACGUCCACAAGACCAAGUCCCUGAUCUGCGCCCUCAACUUCCUCUUCCGUAACCUCCCCCUCCCUCCCGACUUAUUCAACGUCGUUUCCAACAUCUACGCCGCCGCCCCGGAUGCCCCUCUCGACGGUGACGAGGGUUUGGAUGGCCCUGAUAGUUCUGCUGCAGGAGAAGAUUUAUUAGCAGACCUUGGAGAUGCACUUUUGGAACAACGUCAAAAUUUCACGUCGGGUGCUGCAUUAAUAGAAUCGAAAGAAAAACGUUAUGAAAGCCACAUUCAGCAUCGGUUAACCGAACUCGAAGAAUUACCUUCAAGUAGAGGGGAGGACCUGCAGACAAAGUGCUUGCUCGAACUCUAUGGGCUAAAGCAGCUUGCAGAAUUGCAAAAGAAGGUCCGCUCUGAAGUGAGUUCAGAAUACUCACUCCGUAUGCAUUGUGAGCAUCCUGACAAAACAUUGUUUGACUGGGGCAUGAUGCGAUUGCGCAGUCCACUGUAUGGUGUUGGAGAUGCUUUUGCCAUGGAGGCCGAUGAUCAGUUCAGGAAGAAACGAGAUGCUGAGCGCCUCUCAAGGUUAGAAGAGGAGGAGAAGAACAACAUUGAGACUAAGAAAAGAAAAUUCUUUACAGAAAUACUUAAUGCUGUUCGUGAAUACCAAUUGCAAAUUCAGGCUUCUAUGAAACGUCGGAAACAGAGGAAUGAUCAUGUCCUGAGUUGGCAUGGAAAGCAAAGACAACGAGCCACAAGGGCUGAGAAAUUGAGGUUCCAGGCCUUAAAGGCAGAUGAUCAGGAAGCAUACAUGAGAAUGGUAAAGGAGAGCAAGAAUGAAAGGCUAACAAUACUUCUUGAAGAAACAAAUAAACUCCUCGUUAAUUUGGGAGCUGCUGUUCAGCGGCAGAAAGAUUUUAAGCAUUCAGAGGGUACUGAAGAAAUGAAAGACUCUGAAGGUGAUUUGACAGAGUUGGAAGAAGAUGUGGACUUCAUUGAUUCUGAUUGUAAUGAUGACAGUAGUGACUUGCUUAAAGGGCAGCGGCAGUAUAACUCAGCCAUCCAUUCUAUUGAGGAACAGGUGACUGAGCAACCCUCCAUGCUUCAAGGUGGAGAACUAAGGUCUUACCAGGUUGAGGGCCUACAAUGGAUGGUUUCCUUGUUCAAUAACAAUCUAAAUGGUAUUUUGGCUGACGAGAUGGGAUUGGGUAAAACCAUUCAAACUAUAUCAUUGAUUGCAUAUCUCAUUGAAAACAAGGGUGUCACUGGACCCCACUUGAUAGUGGCUCCGAAGGCCGUAUUACCAAAUUGGGUUAAUGAAUUCGCAACAUGGGCUCCUAGUAUUGUUGCUAUUCUUUAUGAUGGACGUCAAGACGAAAGAAAGGCAAUGAGGGAAGAAUUAUCAGGGGAAGGAAAAUUUAAUGUGUUGAUCACACAUUAUGACCUUAUCAUGAGGGAUAAACAAUUUUUGAAAAAAAUCAACUGGUACUACUUGAUUGUUGAUGAAGGGCAUAGGUUGAAGAAUCAUGAGUGUGCUCUUGCACAAACACUUGCAGGUUAUGAUAUGCGACGAAGACUUCUGUUGACUGGUACCCCAAUACAGAAUAGCUUGCAGGAGUUGUGGUCCCUGCUUAAUUUCCUUCUCCCACACAUUUUUAAUUCAGUUCAAAAUUUUGAGGAAUGGUUUAAUGCACCUUUUGCGGAUCGGGGCAGUAUUACCCUUACUGAUGAAGAACAGCUAUUGAUCAUUCGCCGUCUACAUCAAGUUAUACGGCCCUUCAUACUGAGGAGGAAAAAAGAUGAGGUGGAGAAGUUCCUUCCUGGAAAAUCUCAAGUCAUACUGAAAAGUGACAUGUCAGCAUGGCAGAAAGUAUAUUAUCAACAAGUUACAGAUGUGGGCAGAGUUGGGCUCGAUAAUGGUUCUGGAAAAUCAAAGAGCUUGCAGAACCUGACAAUGCAGCUCAGGAAGUGUUGUAACCACCCAUACCUUUUUGUGGGAGAUUAUAACAUGUGGCGCAGGGAGGAGAUCAUCAGAGCAUCAGGAAAGUUUGAACUACUUGAUCGUCUACUCCCAAAACUCCACAAAGCGGGGCACAGAAUCCUGCUUUUUUCACAAAUGACUCGUCUCAUGGACAUUCUUGAAAUUUAUUUGCAACUUCACGACUUUAAGUAUCUUCGACUGGAUGGUUCAACAAAAACUGAGGAAAGGGGGACUCUGCUAAAGAAAUUCAACGCUCCAGACUCUCCUUUCUUCAUGUUUCUCUUGAGCACUCGUGCUGGAGGCCUUGGUUUGAACUUACAAACUGCUGAUACGGUAAUAAUUUUCGACAGUGAUUGGAAUCCACAAAUGGACCAACAGGCGGAGGACCGGGCCCAUCGUAUAGGUCAAAAGAAAGAAGUUAGGGUAUUUGUGUUGGUUAGUGUUGGAUCAAUCGAAGAAGUAAUUUUAGAGCGUGCUAAAGAGAAGAUGGGCAUAGAUGCCAAGGUCAUCCAGGCCGGACUAUUUAAUACAACUUCCACAGCUCAGGACAGAAGAGAGCUGUUGGAGGAAAUCAUGCGCAAGGGUACAAGAUCACUUGGGACAGAUGUACCAAGCGAGCGAGAGAUCAACCGCCUUGCUGCCAGAUCAGAAGAAGAGUUCUGGAUGUUUGAGAAAAUGGAUGAGGAGAGAAGGCGAAAGGAGAACUACAGAUCUCGCCUUAUGGAAGACCAUGAGGUUCCCGAGUGGGCAUAUUCAACACCUGAUAAGCAAACUGCUACCAAAGGCUUUCAUAGUGGCAGCAUCACGGGAAAGCGCAGGAGAAAGGCAGUACAGUCUUAUUCUGAUGGCCUUAGUGAUUUACAGUGGAUGAAAGCUGUAGAAAAUGGAGCAGACAUAUCGAAGCUUUCAGGAAGAGGAACAAAGAGAAAUCAUGUUCAAUCAGAUAGCGUUGAAUUAGUUAGUGGUAAUGCAGGAACAGAGGAAAAAGUUGCGAAAUUGAUUCAAAAUGUUCCGUUGGCAAAAGAGGGAGCAAGUGAAGAUACCUAUGAGUUGACCCCAGGCUCGAAGAGACAGAAGUCUGAAGAUCUGGAAGUAGAGAAACAUGAAAGUCAUGCAGCUGGAGGAAGUGGUUUGAAUGGGCCUAUCUUGACAUUCAAGAUACAUCGAAAAAAGAGAUCAAGCUAUGUUAACCCAGGUUCCUCCUCCGAUGGUAGAGGGCAAAAUUCCAAUGUAAGAGGUAAUGGAUGGGCUUAAUCGAAUUAGCUCAGCAGCGAACCCCUCAUGACUUCUUACCUGAGCAUGAUUGUGGCUGCUGGUCUUGUACAUGGUCUUCAGCAUUGAUCAGCUUUCUGCUGAUCUUUUACAUCUCAGCGCAGCAAAUGCUUGAUGUUGACUUAACCUCCGUACAUUCUGCUGGUUGUGCGAAGCCUGGCAGUUAGAGCAGCAACGCGAACUUUAUCGAUAGCACCUUCCGAUCUCAUUGUCGGGCUCAGUAGGCAUUGUGGUAGGAUAAUGAAUCUAAGAUGUCUGCACCACUUGUAUCAAAGAAGAAUAACGGUAGGGAAAUGUAUAAAUUAAUAAUCUUUUGGUUUGCAAUUAUUUGGAGUGUUUUUAAGAAUAAGAUUGCAUCUGUUUCUUGGAAGUUAUUUAACAAGAAAGUUCUUGCUCGUAAA